Messenger RNA from Wickerhamiella sorbophila, 1080 nucleotides. RefSeq names its product Trimethylguanosine synthase. The coding region runs from base 1 to 1080 and encodes 359 amino acids. The record is from RefSeq and is a predicted model, not a curated record. The transcript has 3 exons. Gene Ontology annotation, molecular function: RNA cap trimethylguanosine synthase activity. Gene Ontology annotation, biological process: 7-methylguanosine cap hypermethylation; 7-methylguanosine RNA capping. NCBI's taxonomy places the organism in Eukaryota, Fungi, Ascomycota, Dipodascomycetes, Dipodascales, Trichomonascaceae. Gene Ontology annotation, cellular component: nucleus.
AUGCCGCCCGGAGAUCUGAACCUGAAAAAGUCCUGGCAUCCAGGCUUGGCCAAGAAUCAAGCCAAAGUAAAGCAGCGAGAAGAGGAGGCUCUCAAAGAGCGUCAAAAGGCUGCCGAACGCCAAAAGGAGAUCGCCAGUGAGCAGUACGAAGCGGAUCUGCUCAAGCUGCAGGGAAAACAAGCGUCGAAAUUAGGAUGGAUGUACCGGGAUGGUGCGGAACAGAAAAAGGGGGGGUUGUCUGAUGCAACGAAAGAAGACUACCUGCUUGGAAAGAAACGUGUUGACGAGCAGUUCUUCGAGCAGUUUAAGAAAACCAAGCAGCGAGAAUCGAUGAGCCGCCAGGAGCUUCAAAAAACCAAAUUGGACCCUAUGGCCGCCAUUAUUGCCCGCAAAAAGCGACGAGAUGCCAAGAAAACUGGAUACCCGCAGAACCCUCACCGUGCGCCCAUCGUGCUCGCCAUGGAGAGCGGCCGUAACUCUGUCAAGGUGGUCGGCACUACAUCUGACCACGGCAAGUUUGCCCUUCUCGCCCAGCAGAUCGAAGGGGACGCCGGAGGCUACGUGACGCCCGAGGCGGUCGCCUUAAAGAUUGCCGAUCGGAUAAUCCACUUUUUCCCUGAAAUUGAGACAGCAAUUGACCUUUGCAGCGGCGCUGGAGGUAACUCAAUUGCAUUCGCAAGAUGUGGAUUCCAAACCAUCGCGGUGGACGUAGAUCCGGCCGUACACAUUGACGCGCAGCACAAUAGUCAUGUCUAUGGGGUGUAUAAUAUUGAGUAUGUUCAAGGCAGUGCGACAAAGGUACCCUUAUCUGAGCUUGCCGACCCGGCCACCACUAUAGUGUUUUCCUCCCCCGAGUGGGGCGGCCCGAUCUACAAGAAUCAGGAAACUUUUGACGUCGAGGUUUGUCGGCCCCGAGUCAGUGAAAUCAUUGAGCACGCCCAUUCGCAAGGGUUCAAUCGCAUUGUGCUUUUUUUGCCUCGGACAAGCAACUUGAAUCAGCUGGCUGAUAUGGGUGCUAAAUAUAUAGACUACAUGUUCCAGGGCACCUGGUGUACGGCAAUGUGUGCAUGGUGGUGCUAG